Molecule: messenger RNA, 846 nt
Organism: Closterium sp. Naga37s-1
Lineage: Eukaryota; Viridiplantae; Streptophyta; Zygnematophyceae; Desmidiales; Closteriaceae
Source: the annotation of a GenBank genome assembly
AUGCGCACUGUUGCACCGCCUGCUGCUGCCCUGUCUGCUGUUGCCCCCCUUGCUGCUACCUUGUAUGUUGCUAACCUAUAUGUGGCUUCCCUACCUAUUGCUGCCUUGCAUGCGACUGCCUUGCCUGUUGCUUCCCCCCUUGCUGCUGCCAUGCCUACCUCAUCUAAUCUGCUUGUUGCUCCCAUGCCUGCCACAUCCAAUCUGCUUGCUUCUACCAUGCCUAUUAAUGCCCUACUUGGUUCUGCCCUACUUGUUGCUGUCCUGCUUGCUUCUGACAUCCACGCUCUUGACAUGCCUGCUGGUGCCCUACUUGAUGCUCUACCUGCUGCUUCCCAGCUUGUUGAUGCCAUGCCUGUUGCUAUUUUUGUUGCUGCCGCCAUCCCCACUGCUGACUUGCCUGUUGCGGCCUCACCUACUGCCGCCCUGCUUGUUGCUGCCCUACUUGAUGUUGCCCUGCUUGCAACAGUCCUACGUGCAGCUGCCCUGCCUGCUGCUUUCUCGAAUGCUGCUGAUCUACCUAGUGCUGCCCUGCUUGAUGCUGCAUUGUUUCUCGCUGCCAUCCCUACUACUGCCAUGCAUGUUGUUGCCUUGCAUGUUGCUGCCUUGCCUGAUGCCCCCCUGCUUACUGCUGCCCUGCUUAUUCCCCCUUGUUGUUGUUCAUGCUCCUACAUGUUUCCUCGCAUCCUGGUUGCAUCCACUGCUGCUAUUGUUUCCCCCUCUACUGCUAGUGUUGCUGUAGAUUCAUCUGAUGACACCCCUCGUUCUACAUCUGCUGGUAUCCUUCCCCCUGCUGCAGGUGCUGUUGAUGCUAAGUCCACUGGUGUAGGUAUCUCCUCCUUGUACUAA